GCAUUACCUGAGUGCGGCUGAGGAGAAAAACGAGGGAAAGCGAAGAAAAAAGGUACUUAGGUACGAGCGCACGAGGCGAGCACCGUGCUAGAGCUUAAAAGAUCUUGGCAUUUCCCGGUUCCGUUAAUCAGCCUUGCAAACGCCACACUAAACUUUCUUCACCCAACGAUCCAAUCAUCUCACCAAUGAUUUCAUGUCAUUCUCUCUCCACCGGCCAUGUGUCCUUCCAACUACUUUUCAGCCUACAUAAAAAUCAACCAUUAAUACAUACUUGUCACGAACAAAGGAUCUUACCCCAUCAAACAUCCUGUUCACCAACACCAUCUACACCGUCAAUUCGUACCUGAACAGACCUCGGUAUAGCCUUUCUAUUUAACAAUCCCGUCUCUCCGUCUUUCACCGCACGUUUUAUAAUGCAAUAACAAGGUUUAACCCAUGUGGCUAUCCAUGCGACAUCUCUAAACACCUACCUAUUGCGGAAUAGAAGUCUAGGACAACACACAGCAUCGAACAUCGGUCUCAGGUACAACCCGGAACAUACAACCAGCCGAAAUCGAAAUCACGAUGCAUCAACUCCCCUCAUUCCUCAUCCUCCUCCUCCCCCUCCUCUCCCCCACAGCAGCAGCCAAACCCAGCAAAGCAGUCCUCCUCUCAGACGUGCGCUCACUAACCCUCCGCGGCGACGGCGCGCAAACCACCCACCGGCGCGUCUCCGCCAUCCCGCAGCUAAAAUGCGUGUCCGCGCCGGCGAUAUGCCGGCUCCACUCCAUCGACAUGAUGCGGUGCACGAACCAAGGGUCAGGGUACACCGCGGAGGACAUCCAAUGGUCAUGCAGCGCACCACUCCCCCCGGAGCUGAAACUCGGCAGCACGGAUGUUAUAUGCGAAGGGUACAGCAGCCCGGACGACCCGUACGUGCUAAAGGGCAGCUGCGGCGUGGAAUACCGGCUCAUUCUCACGGAAGCCGGCGAGCAGAAGUUCCCGGACGUGGCUAAUGGCCGUGGUGGCUGGAAAUGGGGCGGCGGAGGUGGAGAUAAGGGCAGGGAUAAGGAUCGCCGAAGCGGGUCUUCCGACCCUAGUGCCAUCGCUUUCGUCAUUAUAUUUGCCCUCGUCUGUAUGUGGAUUUUAUACAGCGCCUGUGUUGCCGGUAAUCGGGAUCCAACGCGUCCCGGUCCGCGGCGGAACAACUGGGGAGGAUUUGGUGGUGGAUUUGAUCCUGGUUUCGGACCGGGAGGAGGCGGCGGCGGUGGCUGGGACGACCCUUCGUCAUAUCCCAGGUCUUCGUCAACACAAAAUCAAGGUUGGCGGCCUGGAUUCUGGACGGGUUUAGCUGGAGGUGCUGCCGCUGGUUACGCAGCAGGCGGUCGACGUAACAACCAGCAAGAGCGAAAUUCAGGCUACAAUUGGGGAGCGGGUCCCUCUAGCUCAUCUUCCGGUAGCUCGGGUUCACGUUCAACGUCCACUGCGAGAUACGAGAGCACCGGGUUCGGGUCGACGAGCCGUAGGUAAGCCGCGAAGAGGCGUCCUUACUAUAACCUAUCACGAAUAAUGCCGAGAUGUCUUCACCGCACACAUGAUCAAAUGGCUGAUUAGCGUCUAAUUGUUUGCACGUCGGGCUAUCCUGCGUGGCAACUGAUCGUGGUGUAUAUACACCUAGGAGGUUGUCUGGCCUCUC
This is a messenger RNA of Annulohypoxylon maeteangense, 1675 nucleotides long. RefSeq lists its product as uncharacterized. The transcript has a single exon. Gene Ontology annotation, cellular component: endoplasmic reticulum membrane. Bases 565 to 1509 code for a protein of 314 amino acids. The record is from RefSeq and is a predicted model, not a curated record. NCBI's taxonomy places the organism in Eukaryota, Fungi, Ascomycota, Sordariomycetes, Xylariales, Hypoxylaceae. Gene Ontology annotation, biological process: regulation of store-operated calcium entry.